Penicillium samsonianum is the source of this 384-nucleotide messenger RNA. RefSeq lists its product as uncharacterized. Lineage: Eukaryota; Fungi; Ascomycota; Eurotiomycetes; Eurotiales; Aspergillaceae. The transcript has 3 exons. The record is from RefSeq and is a predicted model, not a curated record. The coding region runs from base 1 to 384 and encodes 127 amino acids.
AUGCGUCCUGCGGCAUCUAUGAAUGCCUGGACAGCUCUGCACCCCCCUGCCCGUCCACGUCCCCCCACCGCUGCCACUACCAAUAAGCGGAAGACACACCGUGGCGGCCGAGGUGGCCAGAAGAAGAAAGGUAAGCAGUCAUCCGAAGCGAUCUACACUGCCGUUGCUCGUGCAGGGUGUGUGAGCUCUGCCGCACCGCGGUCCCACUUCGUCUCGCGGUUCAUCUGUGGCCGGCGGCUCUCGUUCAUGACCCCCGCGUCCCCCACCUCUCGCAACGGGGUCUCGAGCCUCUUCUCUUCCUCCAAAGCUCAAAAAGAGCAAGGACUUUAUGAGACUCUUUUAUGUUCUUAUGUUCCUCGCCUGGGCUUGCAGGCCAGGCCCUAG